GUAUUUGAUAUUUCAUAAACGAUAUGAGUGUACAGCGGAAACCGAGGGAAAACCAUAGCAACAACGAUAAACAGUUGGUUGACAAGAGAAUGAUUGCAACUUCAGGAAAAGGUCCUACAAUUGGUUACAACAAGCCAAAGAGCCCAUUUGUUAGCCAUACAAGUGGACUUGUACAUGGACCAACUCAAGAUUGGGAGACAAGAGGUUGGGAAAACGCCAAAAACCUCAAUGGGACGAACAACAAGCAAUCUUCCAGCGCACAAGGUAAAGUAUUUUAUAUUGGGUAUUUAUUUUAUGUGGUUUUGAUAUAUAAGGUACAUAUUUCUGGGGGACUAGAGUCUAUUCAUGGUUAUAGUUACUCAAGCUUGGAUGUUUGGGGUAGAGCGCCUUCAGAUGCAGGAGGAGGGGGUCAAAAACUAGUCAACUCGAGUUCUCCUCGGGUAGAUAUGUCACAUUGGGUUUUUGGUGGAAACAAAGCGGAACAAAUAUCUCCUCCAGCUUUGGAUCUCUCAGAAUUUCCGACCUUGUCUAGUACAGUUUCUUCUACAAUUCAAGAAGAGAGCAGCCGACCAUCUUCCCACCCUUCUGUUUCACCGCAGUUAUCAGGAUAUUAUAGUGCAGCUGUAGGAGCCAAUAGAGUGCAGUCAAAAGGAAACGUUCCACCCAAUGGAAAGCGUACCAAUAUGAACUCGUUUCCUUCUUUGAAUAGUCACGACGAGAGUAUCGAAAAGUUUUCAGAUAUGGAAGCAAAGUCGAGGAUUGGAUUGAACGAUACUGAUUGGCAACGUAACUUGACUUCCUAUUCUGAUGCGAAAUUAGGAAUGCGCUAUAGAAAUCGUUCUGCUCCGUUUACUGGUUCCAAUAUGACUCACAAUGAUGAUUCCAGAACAAGUAACCCUAUUUCAUCUGACGAUUUUGGUAAUGUUUCUAAUUGGAUGUCUUCCAAUUUUGGUUCGAAGAAUUCCAAAUAUUCCUUCCAAAAUGCGAGUAACAACUUUGAACAGUCGAAUAUCAUUUCGGAACCAGAAUCUUAUACGACAAACUUUGAAGUUGCAUCCACAGUAGCAAAGACGGAACCUCAAAGUGAUUUUUCACAGUUGUCUUCAAAACUAAGCGAAAUUUCAUUCCCGCAUGACACUUUGGAGAUAUAUGGCAUACGAGGACUCUUAAAGUUGAUGUCAUCAAGUUGGAGAACAGAACAACCAGACUAUUUGCUACUUACUCUUGGAAUCGACUUGACAAGCUUAGGACUGAAUUUGAACUCCACGGAGCCCUUGUAUUUAUCCUUUGAGACUCCGUUUCUUGAUAUGGAUAGAGGUCUCUAUCAUGAACCUGAAUAUAUUCUUCCUGAAUGCUACAAAAUGGAACAAAAACCUCCUCUAUUGAAAUUGGGUCAUUUUAGGAAGUUUCAGUUGCAAACCUUAUUUUAUAUAUUUUAUUGUAUGCCUCGAGAUGCAUUACAGAUUCUUGCAGCUGCGGAAUUGUAUCAAAGAGAGUGGAGAUAUCAUAAAGACUUGAAACUUUGGUUUACGAGAGCACCUGGUACAACCACUCCGGGAUAUGAACGAAAUGCUUUUAUCUACUUUGAUAUAACUACAUGGGAAAGGAAACCUUUUCAUGAAACAAAUAGAAAUUUCUUGCAAGGUUUUCUUCCUCAAAAUGUGAUUACUGAAGCAGUAGAACAUUUAAAAAUGGCUGUUUAUCAAACACAUUUAGACAAAAAGGAACCACUUAUACAAAGGUUUCGAAAAGGUCGAGGAUUGGGAGUAUCUGUUGUAGCUUCAACGCAAGACAACGAUACUCUGCUUGUUCUAUCAGAAACAGAUAGAGUUCAGUGUCUAGUCGAUCACUCAAUAGAUUUGGAUUGCACUCUCAAGUGGACACUGUUGAUUCCACCUAGCAAAAAACUAACUUGUAGUGCCAUUCCUAUUGGCUUAUGUGGAGUACAAUUUUUAGGAGUCUUAGAUGAGCACGACAUAACUUUAUGGGACUCUAGUACGGAGGAAUUUGGAGUUUUGAACUGGAAAAUUGUUGGACAAGUGCCCUAUCCAGUUGCUCGUAUUAUUGAACUGGUGUUUGGUGCGAAAACUUGCAUUCUUGUCAUAUCAAGUACGGGAUAUCAGUUGCUAGAUGGGAGUAGCUUUGAUACUGUUUUUUCAUUUGUAUUACAAAAUAACUGCGAACAUAUUUGUUCUCGAGUGGUGAAAGGAAGUGUCUUUCCUGCAAGUUUAGGAUUCAGAAAGGAAAGUGAUUAUUGUGUGAUAUUAGGAGUGGUAAAUCAUUCACCAGAUACUGGAAAAGACAUAUUUUUUCAUAUAUUCGAUGAAGAAUGUUGCAAAUGUAGAACUUUGGAAUGGAAUGUGAAGUUUUAUGUUGAAGAAAGUACCAUUCAGUCACUUAUUUUCUAUGAAGAACAACAAAAUGAUGAGAUAUGUAGCCUUCAUUUGUGUAUGUUUUGGUCAUGUGGAAUAUUGGAGUUUAGAAUGAUAACGUUUGAUGGUCAAGAGCCUAUUAUUAUCCGUCGAAUUACAUUACCAGGCACUGAGUUUACUCCACGGAAUACUUUUCUUUUUGAUUUGAGCAACGAUUAUUUUGGAAUACUUUUCAAGGAAAGUUUACAAAUUUGGCAUAAGAAAUGGAAACUUUGUUUUCGGAAAUGGAGUGUGCUUAAGGAAUUGGGUAUUGUGAAGGAUAUAAGUCGCAGUCGUUUUUCUCAUUUAGGAGACGAUAAUUUUUGCAUUUAUGGUUGUUUUGUGAAUGGCUUGGUGAAAUGGAAUUGUGAACUUCCACAACUAUCUUUAUCCCAAAUAUUAGAAAUGAAAAGAAUCGAAAAUUUGAAUAUACAAGAUUUUUCCUGUAUGGAACGAAAAGGACAAAUAUUUUCAGAAGAUAUGUUGGAAGCAUUGUCCAUGACAGAUAAUGAUACGCGAGGAGAUCUUAUUAUGAAAACUUUGUCUGACAAGGAAAAGGAGUGGAUCAAUCACAUAGAACAAGGUCUUUACUCUUCCAAAGAUAUUUUGGAAGUUUUGCAAGAGCCCCAAUCAACCAAUAAUUUGGAUAUAUCUUCAGCACAAACUUCACAACAUCAUAAAUUGUACGAAAAGCCCUCGUCUUUGUUGAUUAGUACUAUUUUGAUGCAUAUUUUCAAAGUCCUAAAAGAUGGAGAUUUAUCAUAUACAGCGGUGUUGGAAUUUUUAGUCAAGAGACAUUGGAUUGACUAUUCUAUGAUGAGAAGUUGUCUGAUAUCUUUGGAGAGUCAACAGAGCACUACAAAGAAUCCCAUAUUGUUUCCGUUUCUAUGGAGAAACCAUUUAUUUUCUUUAUGUUUGGAGUUUAUGAAACACAUUGUAGACUUACCACCGAUCGAAGUAAUCUAUCUAAUUCAACAAGUUUCGAACAAUAGACAACAGAAUUCUUUCAUAGAAAAUGAUAAUUUCUAUUUAGAACAACUUUUCACUGCAUUAUGGCAGAGACCUUUUUCAACCAAAGAUAUGAUGUUGGCUUUAGAAAUGUUACCUUUUCGUGAUGUUAUACUUCAGUUACAUUUAUUUGAAGACGAGUUGGAAAGCAUUCUUCAUACGAAAAGGUGGAUUUCAAAAGCUUGGAUUGCGUGGAUUGCUCUCAUUUUGGACACCUACAUGUUUGCUCUUCUUGUGGAUAGCAAAGGCAUUCAACAUCUUAACAAUGUUUAUAAGAAAGUGAAACAACUUGAACAGUUGACUGAAAUAAUGGUCUCUGUUGAGCCUCUUAUUCGAAGUUUUGUGGAAAGGCAACAACUGUUCUUCACCAACAAAGGACAACAUAAGCAUUGGGUUGAAUAUUAUUCAUUCACUUUGUAAUUAUUUAUCAAAUAUACAAACAGUUGAAUUC
Molecule: messenger RNA, 3870 nt
Organism: Galdieria sulphuraria
Lineage: Eukaryota; Rhodophyta; Bangiophyceae; Galdieriales; Galdieriaceae
Product: CCR4-NOT transcription complex subunit 2 isoform 2
Exons: 4
Coding region: 24-3839 (1271 amino acids)
Biological process (GO): nuclear-transcribed mRNA poly(A) tail shortening; regulation of DNA-templated transcription
Cellular component (GO): CCR4-NOT core complex; P-body
Source: RefSeq, a predicted model, not a curated record